Molecule: messenger RNA, 2656 nt
Organism: Morone saxatilis (striped sea-bass)
Lineage: Eukaryota; Metazoa; Chordata; Actinopteri; Moronidae
Gene: ccdc126
Product: coiled-coil domain containing 126
Exons: 3
Coding region: 740-1228 (162 amino acids)
Source: RefSeq, a predicted model, not a curated record
AUGACAGUCAGCACAAUUGCAUGCUUGGAAUUUUACCUACCGACUUUUGCCUUUUGAGUCCGUGGAGGAAGAAAGCCGAAAUGACUAGCAGAGUGAAGAGACACCGCAACAUGAAGCUUGGCAGCUAACAUUUGUAGCGCAGACAGCCGGCUGCUCGACAUAUUUUAACCAGCGACAGCAACGACAGCAACGACAGCCGUGGGUUGCCAAACAAGAAGCAUCAUUCAGUGUCAGCCAGAGGUAACAUUAGCAGCUGGAGCUCCCAGCCGAGCUCGUCUCUGCUUCUCUGGAGCCUAUAAAUCCAUGCUUCAACCUCAAGAAUACUUCUCCAGCAUAUUCAACAAUGUCUGCGGAUCCCCUGCCUGAAUGCCCAGUCUGCAUUGAUGAUUUGAAGUUAGACAUCUUACAACCAAAGCACCUCUCUCAAACACCCUGACUGCCGUUGUCUGUGGGCGUCAGCUGCCUUCGAGUUCCACUUCCUGGCCUUUGCUGUUGCAAGCACACGUCCUGCUGGAGUCGACUAGAGCGACGCACUGAAUCCAUACUCUAACUCUAGGAAUGCUUUGUAGGGGCCUCUGACCACUCUCUGGAUACAGACAGCGGAAAAGAGAAUUUCCGUAUAGAAAUCAGGGGGAAGAAUCAGUAUAUUAAGUUACUGGUAUAUCCACACCCAAGAAAAGACCUUCAGCCUCAGACAGGGCCUCUCCAGCUCCCCCUCCCCCUUGCCACCCCCAGUACCAUGCUGGGUACACUCCUGCGGAGGAACAUGUCCCAGAAGCUGAGUGUGCUGCUGCUGGUAUUCGGCCUGGCGUGGGGGCUUAUGCUGCUGCGCUACACUGUGCAGCAGCCUCGCCAUCAGAGCAGCGCCGAGCUACGUGAGCAGAUUCUGGAGCUCAGUCGGCGAUACGUCAAGGUCCUAACAGAGGAGAACCAGAAUGCACCAGGUGGACCACAAGGAACCUCCAUGGCUGGUUAUGCUGAUCUGAAGAGGACUAUAGCUGUGUUACUGGAUGACAUUCUGACACGGCUGGUCAAACUGGAGGGGAAAAUCGAGUUGGUGGUCAAUGCCUCCUCCACUAACACCUCCCACACAGCAGGGGGCGAUCUUGCUUCUGCUCCCGCUGCCGUACAGAAAUCCUCAAAGCAGGACACACCUGGCAGCCACCCAGGGACGUCUCGCCUUCACCCACACGUCCCUAAUAGGCCUCGGCCACAUCAAGGAGCAUAGUCUUCAUAGAAGUAUUGAUUUUUUGGGGGGAUUUUUUAUUUUUUUUGGCUUUUCAGCACAUCACACUUUCCAGCAUUUGUAACAACACCAGACAAGUGAAAAGCAAUAGUGAGACAUAUGGACAUCCAGAAACUGAAACUUCUUAGAUGGAUGCUUCUCAGAAAUGUUCAGCCAACUCAGAGGGAAGAAGAGACUUCUUCAUGCUCUGUCCUAUCAUAUGCUGAUAUUUAUUAAUUUUUUAUCAACACUAUCCAGAGCAUUUUUUUUAAAUAUUUGCAUUGCUGAUUUUUUUGGUUUUAAAGUUUAGCUUCUUUUUUUUUAUAAUGCCAUAUUUGAAUCUUGUGACUGUUAAAACAGAUGCAGAGAGGUAUAAAUACUCUUGAAACUGAACCUGAUUCUCAUACGCUUUAUCAUAAAAAUGGCUUAAAACGCUCCCCUAUCUACAUUGUAAAAAAAUUUACAAUACUGCUUCAACAUAUCAAAAUGCUGAACUAAACAGUAGUAGCUGAUAUUUAGGGAUAGCUACAUUUCAGUUUUUAGCUGGAAUACUGUACUGAAGAAGAUUCUACGUUUAGCGUACACAUACAGUUUUAAGGAUAAUUAAACUGUAUAGUUCACCUGUUACAAAUAAUCCAAAGAAUGUUAUUUGCACUCCGUCUGAAGGGAGUAUAAAUGUGUGUUCACAAUUGCUGCAAGACAGUGAGUUUUAUGCAGAAUAUGAUUGGAUGAUGCCUAAUUGCAACCGUAAACAGGAGCGUGUGUGUGUGUGUUUUGUCUCUGUUGAAAUCCAGUGGUUCCUCCUUCACCUGGUGUUGAGACAUGUUUUAAUGUAGGUGUGGAGCAGAUCGAAUGUACUGUGUAGUCAGGCUUCAGCCCUGCAUUGCUGUUGAGAUGACUGACAUACUGCUUACACAUGUUCAGGGUUCAUGUUGCACUGUGACUCUAUAGAGAUUUUCUAAAAAUACUGGACUCACCCUACCUUGACUGUAAGAAUAUCUUAGAGGGGUGGACAUCAGGUCCUGUAAUUUUCAUUCUUCCAGCCUUUCUGCUGGCCCUGAGUGUGGUUUCUAUAAUACUGAGCAACUCAGAAACACCUCACCCUGCUUUAAUUUGCUCAUCAUGAUGCUCAUUAACAUGGUGACUUUCUGCUGCAAGAAAGAAAGGCAAUACUGGGAUUGUAUGAGACAAAGUUACUGUGGGUGGCAUAUUAAAAUAUGAAGAAAAAAAACUGCUUCAUAAUGUUGCACAUUACAAGCUUAACGGUGGGUGAAGGCCACCAGAUUGAAUGAUUAAAUUGUGGUUCGAGUGUCAACACUGAGUGAUGCCAUAAAUGUACUUUGCUUCAUAAUGCUAAAGUAGAAAAGAUUGUGAGCCAGUCAGAUGCUGUGAGAUAGCUUUACUAAUAAAUCGACCUUGUGAAAAAAUGAC